Molecule: messenger RNA, 1296 nt
Organism: Folsomia candida
Lineage: Eukaryota; Metazoa; Arthropoda; Collembola; Entomobryomorpha; Isotomidae
Product: vicilin-like seed storage protein At2g18540
Exons: 3
Coding region: 1-1296 (431 amino acids)
Source: RefSeq, a predicted model, not a curated record
AUGCAGAAAAAACAACAAAGUCCUUAUCUAUCCAAAAGAUUUGAAAAAUGUGGGGAGGAGAACUGCGGAAUGGAAGUUCGGCACGAUAAACCACAUGAACACGCAGCUGCUCGUGGACACCUAUGCUGCUGCUUCUCAGCGUGCAAAAGAAAAAAAACAACUCUUAGAAAAGCAGGAACAAGAUGCAAAGAAAAAAUUAGCAGAGGAGAAAAAGCAGGAAGAAGAGAAAGCUCGACUGGCAGAGGAAAAAAGCAGGAAGAAGAGAAAGCUCGACUGGCUGCGGAGGUAAAGCAUGAUGAAGAGGAAGCUCGAUUGGUGGCGGAGAAAAGGCAGGAAGAAGAGAAAGCUCGACUGGCUGCGGAGAAGAGGCAGGAAGAAGAGAAAGCUCGACUGGCGGCCGAGAAAAGGCAGGAGGAAGAGAAAGCUCGACUCGCGGCGGAGAAAAAGGAAGAAGAAGAGAAAGCUCGAGUGGCGGCGGAGAAAAAGCAGGAAGAAGAGAAAGCUCGACUGGCUGCGGAGAAGAGGCAGGAGGAAGAGAAAGCUCGACUCGCGGCGGAGAAAAAGGAAGAAGAAAAGCUCGAGUGGCGGCGGAGAAAAAGCAGGAAGAAGAGAAAGCUCGAGUUGGAGAAGAAGCGAGCCCAGAUGCGACCGUCAAGCUCUACCUCUGGCGGCGAAAGUAUUACGCCUUCUCAUCGUGAUAAGAGAAGUAGGGAGAUGAUGGAUCACCCUACAGACCUCACUCCACCAACUUCAGUAAUCGAGAAAAAUUAUGAGGGACACGAUGGAGCUAUGUCAUACGAUAAUGAACAACGAAGGACCCAUACAUCUCCACGGUCACCACCAAGAAAGAAACAGGCUGUUGGAGAAGAAGACGAUGCUUUAAAUAAAGCAUAUAUGGAUAGCAAAUUUCAGCAGCUCAAACAGCACUUUGAAGAACUUAUCAAGGAAAACCGCCAUGAAAGUGCUCCAGGGCCUGGACGAAAGGUAGCAGGGACGCAAACGAAAUCAAGCGAUACCGUCUCGAAAGUUACUGAGACGACGGAGUGGAGACAAGCUGCUGAAAAGUACGAAGAUGACAAAAAGCUGGCUAAGUAUGCCAGGAGCCAGGAAGAAUUAUGCAACCAUCUUCCUCACAUCAAAUCGCAAUAUGCGAGUGAGACAGCCAAGGACAUGAACGAACCCGACGGCUUAUAUUGUUCCACUUGUCUCCCAGAUCCAAAAGAUGACAUCGCUGUUGCGGGGCAAACCUCAGCCCCAAGCCGAUUUACGUUAGGAAAAAAAGGGGAAAUGAAAUGA